GCUCCUCGUCACUGCUGCUCGGGCGGAAGUCGUCGUUGCUUCCCUGUCCCCGCAUGGCGGCGGCGGCGGCGGCGGCUGCCUGGUGCCUCCUGCCCUCCUCGCUUUGGCCGCCCUCCUGAAGGCCGUCCGGCUGGGCCGGGCCAAGGGCUCCCCCGGGGGCGUAGACCCAGCGCCGCGCCUUUCAAGCCGCGGCGCGUCUUCCUCCCUUCCUUCCUUCCUUCCUCUCCGUCUCCCGCAGGGUCGGCGGCUGGAGCGGAGCUGAUGGGGAAAUACUUCCUGACCCUGAGCGUCCUCAAGGGGCCCUGGGACCAAGUCUUCGCCGCCUUCUGGCAGCGCUACCCGAACCCGUACAGCAAACAUGUCCUGACAGAAGAUAUUUUACACCGAGAGGUUACAGAAGACCAGAAGCUGCUCUCCAGGCGGCUCCUCACCAAGACCAACCGAAUGCCCCGCUGGGCAGAGCACUUCUUUCCAAGUAAUGUUGCCCAUUCUGUCUACAUCCUAGAAGAUUCCAUUGUGGACCCCCAGAACCGAACCAUGACCACAGUUACCUGGAACAUUAAUCAUGCACGUCUUAUGGUGAUAAAAGAGCGGUGCGUUUACAGAGAGAACCCAGAAAACAGCAACUGGACAGAAGUGAAGCGAGAAGCUUGGAUCACCUCCAAUUUGUUUGGUGUCUCCCUUGCUGUUCAGGAAUUUGGCUUGGCCAGGUUCAAGAGCAACGUGACCAAGGCCACCAAAGGGUUUGAGUAUGUGCUGGCCAAAAUGCAGGGUGAAGCACCUUCUAAAACCUUGGUGGAAACUGCAAAGGAGGCAACUGAGAAAGCCAAGGAAACUGCCUUGGCUGCUACUGAGAAAGCAAAGGGUCUGGCAAGCAAGGCAGCUACUAAGAAAAAGCAACAGUACGUGUGAAGAAACAGCUUUCUCUGGGGGCUGGAAGGCCAGCUUUACAAUCCAUUGUAGUAAUACUGGAAGGUCAUCUGUAACUAAACUUCUGUUCCCUUGAAAAGCAGAGUUGACCAGGAUCUCUUUAGAUUUUUUUUAAUUGAAACUGUACAAAACGAUCAUCUUCUUUCUAAAAAGGUGUAAUUAUCAUUAAAAUAAUAGACUGCAACUUUAA
This is a messenger RNA of Pogona vitticeps (central bearded dragon), 1120 nucleotides long. It is a transcript of the gene PRELID1, whose product is annotated as PRELI domain containing 1. NCBI's taxonomy places the organism in Eukaryota, Metazoa, Chordata, Lepidosauria, Squamata, Agamidae. Gene Ontology annotation, cellular component: mitochondrial intermembrane space. The record is from RefSeq and is a predicted model, not a curated record.